CCCACCCCCCAUCACCCUCUCCGCAACGGCAAACAGUACAAUGUAGCUCACCACCGUGAGAAGCUUGUCUUGAUCGCUCAGCUAAUCCUGCAGUAUCCCUGCGAUUGCAGGUUGUACAGCAUGACUGAAGCCAACCCAGAUCCGAGGCCUCUAGUCGCAUCGAAGAGAGUGUGGACUACCCUCAUCACGAACACGGCUUACCUCACCGGCCUGCUUACGCUCGACCACAGCCUCAAGAAACACAAGUCUGCAUACCCGCUCGUCGCCCUUUACACCGACACGUUCCCACCCGAAGGCCACAAAGCGCUCGACAUUCGUGGCAUUCCCAAGAAACAUGUUCGCUACCUGUUGCCUAAGGUGCACAAGGACUUUACCAAUGAUCCGCGCUUCUACGACUGUUGGAGCAAGCUGACGCCCUUCUCGCUCGUCGAGUAUGACCGGGUUGUCCAGUUGGACAGUGAUAUGAUGGUGCUGCGGAACAUGGACGAGCUGAUGGAAAUGGAGCUAGACCCGCCGAGAAUGGGGGGCAAGGGCAACAGGGUGUUUGCGGCGAGCCAUGCCUGUGUCUGUAACCCGCUGAAAAAGCCGCACUAUCCGAGAGACUGGAUUCCAGAGAAAUGUGCUUUCACCUUACAACACGGUACCCCUGAUGAAGCGCAGACACAAGGCGCAUCUCCUUCGUUCGGCCUCGGGAUACCCAACGGCGGACUCCAGGUCGUUAACCCGUCGAACGAGGUCUACCGGCUCAUCGAGGAGAAGUUGUCGGAGGAAUCGACGCUAGACUAUGACUUUGCGGAUCAAUCGCUCCUGGGCGACGUGUUCUCUGGGCGAUGGGUAGCUCUCCCAUAUACGUACAACGCGUUGAAGACAUUGCGAUGGGAGGGAGUGCACCACCAGAUAUGGCGGGACCAUGAAGUAAAGAACAUCCACUAUAUCCUGAGCCCGAAGCCGUGGGAUGAGAAGCCUGGCGAACACGCCGAAGAGUCUCACGAGUGGUGGUGGAAGACGAACCUGGAACGUCUUUCAGUGGAGAGGAGUGGAGGCAUUUACGACAGAUUUUGAUAGUUGACGCUGUGCGUGAGCGAGGCUUAAUUAGAUCAGAUUUCACCACACACAGGAGGCACCUGCUCCAAUAGUUCAACACUAAACAAUUGGCACCUGAUGAGCGGGUCCUCAUUUGGGCGAUGUGUGAUGCCGCCGUCAGGAGUAGUUUCGCGCGUACCUGCAUGCAUGUUAGAUUGCUGGUGGUGGCGGGCAACGUUGCACGGCUGAUUUGCGAUAGGUAAAGCGCGGAGACCGCAUGUGUAGAGG
This is a messenger RNA of Lindgomyces ingoldianus, 1311 nucleotides long. RefSeq names its product glycosyl transferase family protein. Lineage: Eukaryota; Fungi; Ascomycota; Dothideomycetes; Pleosporales; Lindgomycetaceae. The coding region runs from base 121 to 1062 and encodes 313 amino acids. Gene Ontology annotation, molecular function: glycosyltransferase activity. The record is from RefSeq and is a predicted model, not a curated record. The transcript has 3 exons.